CCCGGCGCUCCCGGAGCUCCGAGCCCGGGCCUGGGUACUCGGGAUCCCGCCGCCGGGGCCGCAGCAUGGGGCGCUUCGGCGGGGGCCUGCGGUGCAUCAAGUACCUGCUGCUCGGCUUCAACCUGCUCUUCUGGCUGGCAGGGUCGGCUGUCAUUGCUUUUGGACUGUGGUUUCGGUUUGGAGGCACCAUGAAGGAUUUCUCAUCGGAGGACAGUUCCCCAGAGUACUUCUACAUGGGGCUCUAUGUGCUGGUUGGAGCGGGGGCCCUGAUGAUGGCCGUGGGCUUCUUCGGGUGCUGUGGAGCCACGCGGGAGUCCCAGUGCGUUCUCGGAUCUUUUUUUACCUGCCUAUUGGUGAUAUUUGCUGCUGAAAUAACCACUGGAGUAUUUGCUUUUAUAGGCAAGGAUGUAGCUAUACGACAUGUUCAGACCAUGUAUGAAGAAGCUUAUAACGAUUACCUUAGAGACAGGGAAAAGGGAAAUGGGACUCUCAUCACCUUCCACUCAACAUUUCAGUGCUGUGGAAAAGAAAGCUCUGAACAGGUCCAACCCACCUGCCCAAAGGAGCUCCUAGGACACAAGAAUUGCAUUGAUGAAAUUGAGAGCAUAAUCAGUGUUAAGCUCCACCUCAUCGGAAUUGUCGGUAUUGGAAUCGCAGGUCUCACGAUCUUUGGCAUGAUAUUCAGCAUGGUCCUUUGCUGUGCGAUACGAAAUUCACGAGAUGUCAUAUGAAGCUACUUCUACAUGAAAAUUGUAAUCUAGAGCAUACAAAUGUCACAGGAGCUGUCUCCUGGCUCAUUUUUAAUAUUCAAAGGACAUUAGGAUCUAAAAUAAUUUGCUGUUAAUUGUACAUUUGCACAUGUAUGUAUGUUUGGCUCAUUACUGGUUUACCCCUUGAGUGAAUGCCUAUGUAUGUUGACUGAAGCAUAUUCAUGUGUGAUCUGCAUGUUUCUGGUAUAUGAAUAAUGAAAUCUGUUUGCUGGGAAUUCCUGAUUCUUGUUAUGUGAGAGAAACACAUAUUUAACUCUCAGAAAAAGAUCAAAGAGCUUUGAUAAACUUUAAAAACUUGGUUAUUUAGGAAAAAAAUAUGAUAGUGGGUCAGUUUCUCAGACUCUAGCCAUAGGAAGUUAGAUACAGAGAAUUCAGGGAUUUCUAGUUUAUGGAAGCAAUAAGCUACAGGAAUUGAGAGAUCAUGGUGCAGUGUUAAAAGUAACUGUGUUUGGGUUAGGUGUAAGGGUUUCCUGGGAUUUUUUUUAUAUACAUACUCUCCCCAGAAUUUAGGACUAAACACAUCUGUAAAACUAAAUAUAGCUUGGAAAAUCUAAUUUGACUAAGUCAUACUUUCCUGGUAUUUAAAAAACAAAACAAAACAAAAAAAACCUUGCUCUGGAAAGAGGUGUCACACAGACAAUCACAUGCCCUAUAAAACUGAGUGUUUUUAGGACUAGAAAGAAAAUCUUUUAACAACUUUUUAAGGAAAUAUUUUUGUUCUUAUAUAAAGACAUUUAAAUAUUGCUUUAUGACUUUCCUUUUCUGACUCUUCUCUGAACUACUGUAACCCCCACAUACACAAAAGGGCUUUUAUCUCCAGCUUUUCUGUGUUUCUUCAGAUGUAAGCAUAGAAAGACUAAAGCAAGAGAUCUGGCAGUUGCAAAUUGUGGGAAAGAGAAUUUUUACUGGCACUGUAUCUUUAAAAUACCUCAUAACUUGAGUUUACAUAUUUUCCUAAUUUUUUGGUAUUUUUCUUAUUUAUUCACCUAGAGAAUUCUUCUUUAUAGAUUAAGAACUACAGUUUUUGCCACUUAAAAUAUACUAUAUCAUGAGCAUCCUUAGCCAAACCAAAAUAAAGAAAAACAUCCUCUCCUAGUUUUGUGCACACAACAGAGACAAGCUAAGGAAACAAAAAUACACACACAACAGAAAUAUGUUCCUUCUGUGCAGGUCUCCUAUAAAAAUAAAAUGUUUGUGUUCU
Messenger RNA from Balaenoptera musculus (blue whale), 1971 nucleotides. RefSeq names its product tetraspanin 2 (gene TSPAN2). The transcript has 8 exons. The coding region runs from base 66 to 731 and encodes 221 amino acids. The record is from RefSeq and is a predicted model, not a curated record. NCBI's taxonomy places the organism in Eukaryota, Metazoa, Chordata, Mammalia, Artiodactyla, Balaenopteridae. Gene Ontology annotation, cellular component: membrane.